AUGCUUGCCAAUUCAGCCAGCGUGCGGAUUCUUAUCAAGGGAGGCAAGGUGGUGAACGAUGACUGCACCCAUGAGGCUGAUGUCUAUAUUGAGAAUGGCAUCAUCCAGCAGGUGGGCCGUGAGCUCAUGAUCCCUGGUGGGGCCAAGGUGAUUGAUGCCACUGGAAAGCUGGUGAUCCCCGGAGGCAUUGACACCAGCACCCACUUCCACCAGACCUUCAUGAAUGCCACGUGCGUGGACGACUUCUACCAUGGGACCAAGGCAGCACUCGUUGGAGGCACCACCAUGAUCAUCGGCCACGUUCUGCCUGACAAAGAGACCUCCCUUGUGGAUGCCUAUGAGAAGUGCCGGGGUCUGGCUGACCCCAAGGUCUGCUGUGACUAUGCCCUCCAUGUGGGGAUCACCUGGUGGGCACCCAAGGUGAAAGCAGAAAUGGAGACCCUGGUGAGGGAGAAGGGUGUCAACUCGUUCCAGAUGUUCAUGACCUACAAGGACUUGUACAUGCUUCGAGACAGUGAGCUGUACCAAGUGUUGCAUGCCUGCAAGGACAUUGGGGCGAUUGCCCGAGUCCAUGCUGAAAAUGGGGAGCUUGUGGCCGAGGGUGCUAAGGAGGCACUAGAUUUGGGUAUCACAGGCCCAGAAGGAAUCGAGAUUAGCCAUCCAGAGGAGCUGGAAGCUGAAGCCACGCACCGAGUUAUCACCAUUGCAAACAGGACUCACUGUCCAAUCUACCUGGUCAACGUGUCCAGCAUCACGGCUGGUGACGUUAUCGCAGCUGCUAAGAUGCAAGGGAAGGUCGUGCUGGCUGAGACCACCACUGCACAUGCCACACUGACAGGCUUACACUACUACCACCAGGACUGGUCCCAUGCGGCCGCCUAUGUCACGGUGCCUCCCCUGCGACUGGACACCAACACCUCCACCUACCUCAUGAGCUUGCUGGCCAAUGACACUCUGAACAUUGUGGCAUCAGAUCACCGGCCGUUCACCACAAAGCAGAAAGCUAUGGGCAAGGAGGACUUCACUAAGAUCCCGCAUGGAGUGAGCGGCGUGCAGGACCGCAUGAGUGUCGUCUGGGAGAGGGGAGUGGUUGGAGGAAAGAUGGAUGAGAACCGUUUUGUGGCUGUCACCAGUUCCAAUGCAGCUAAGAUUCUCAACCUGUAUCCCCGCAAGGGCCGCAUCAUCCCCGGAGCUGAUGCCGAUGUUGUGGUGUGGGACCCAGAAGCCACAAAGACCAUCUCAGCCAGCACCCAGGUACAGGGGGGAGACUUCAACCUGUAUGAGAACAUGCGCUGCCAUGGUGUGCCGCUGGUCACCAUCAGUCGGGGCCGUGUCGUGUACGAGAACGGCGUCUUCAUGUGUGCUGAGGGUACCGGCAAGUUCUGUCCCCUGAGGUCCUUCCCAGACACUGUCUACAAGAAGCUGGUCCAGAGAGAGAAGACCUUAAAGGUUAAGGGAGUAGACCGCACCCCCUACCUGGGGGAUGUCGCUGUCGUUGUACAUCCCGGGAAAAAAGAGAUGGGAACGCCACUCGCAGACACUCCUACCCGGCCCGUCACCCGACAUGGGGGCAUGCGGGACCUUCAUGAAUCCAGCUUCAGCCUCUCUGGUUCUCAGAUCGAUGACCAUGUUCCAAAGCGAGCUUCGGCUCGGAUCCUCGCUCCCCCGGGAGGCAGAUCAAGUGGCAUUUGGUAA
This is a messenger RNA of Cynocephalus volans (Philippine flying lemur), 1695 nucleotides long. It is a transcript of the gene DPYSL5, whose product is annotated as dihydropyrimidinase like 5. The record is from RefSeq and is a predicted model, not a curated record. Gene Ontology annotation, cellular component: cytoplasm. Lineage: Eukaryota; Metazoa; Chordata; Mammalia; Dermoptera; Cynocephalidae. The transcript is spliced from 12 exons. The coding region runs from base 1 to 1695 and encodes 564 amino acids. Gene Ontology annotation, molecular function: hydrolase activity, acting on carbon-nitrogen (but not peptide) bonds.